AUGGCUGCUGCUCAGAGUGCAACCCAAUCGCGCGGAGAUGCGGAGAUGUUGAAGCAGCCCAUACCCCGGAGCAGCGGUGUGCAAGAGGAAGACAACCAAGAUUCGAUCGGUUCAAACAGUCCGACGCCAACCGGAAUCUCGACUCCACAGCCCGAUCUAGCAGAUAAGCGUCUGCCCUCCCUAAGUUCCAGUUACUUCCAGGUUGGUUCUCCCUCAAAUAAUAACACUCGUCGCCCCAACACCCGGUGUUCUUCUUCUGAGACUCGUGCUUCCGCGUAUUCUUUCCAGUCGGAUAUGUCCGCUGGAGGAGGUCGGGACUCUCAAACUUUUGGUCACAAUUCCUCACCCUCGGACUCCUUUGUCUUGAUGGAGCGCCCGGAGGUUACGGACACCAAGUUAUCUGUCGCUUCGCCGGAUCAGAAUCUUGAGACGAAUAUGAUAGUACCAGAGACAUUACCCCCCACGAACCUACCUACACCCCCGUACCACUCCGCUUGUUCCCUUCUGCAGAAAGAGUCGGAUGAGACUGGAUCUGGUUCUUUUACCUCGGACAGAGGCAUGAGCUCUAUUUUCACUACGUUGAAGAAUUAUCUCUCGCCCGCCGGGAGCAUGUCUUCUUCCGAAUCUCCAGCCCGUCGUCAUACCUCCCUGCCAGUUUCCAGCGUCUCUGACGACCCUGUCCUUGCCACACACUUCUCCAACCCUUCUCUUCCUCCUUACAUGUCAGAUACCCUAUGUUUGGCGGAUGCUCCCCUACUCGAACACGAAAAACCACUUGUCUCUAUAACUUCUGAGAAUCUGGCGAAGCUAACUGGAACCGUGUCGGAUCUUGUGCGCUUUAAGAACACACCCCCACUUACUCCACGGGCCAUGUCCAACGAAGGAUCGCAACUGGACAAGAAGCCGGUCACAUCGCCUCCUCCAGCAUCAAUUCCCGUACCAGCCCAGUCCGGCGACGAAACAAGCUCUACCGACGAGCUUGCCGGGAAGCUCAACGAGGCCUUCCCCCCCGAGAGAGAUACUCCGUCGCCGUCUAAUGGCCCGCCCGUGGCCCCACUGAAGGGCAAGUUGUUUGUCAAGAUUUCCGAGGCCAGGGGAUUGCGACCCGGAUUCGAUCCCUAUGUGGUGUGCGUUUUUGAAUGGAAUGAAGCGAUUUCGAAGAGUGCCAAAGAGGAAGAAGACGCCUCGCUGGAACGGCAGCAAAAGGAACAGGAAAGCUUGGAACCCGAAGCUGGACGGCCGAUGGCGAUCCCGAUGAAAAGUCGACAGAGUAGCAACAACAGCGCGCUAGACGGUCCCGAUUUGAGGGGUGGUCGGGCUCCUGUCACUGAUCCUCAUUGGAAUCACGAAGCGACUUUCGACGUCUUCGGGGACGAGUCGGAAAUUGAUGUGUCCGUCUAUGAUCGGAGCAACCAUGAAGAUUUUCUUGGUCACGUGCGACUAUGCAUUAAUCUGAUGGAAGACAAUAGCCGCCUGGAAGGGUGGUUUCCUUUGGCUUCCCGUGCGGCGGGUGACUCUCAGGUGUCCGGAGAGAUUCACCUGGAAAUGCAUUUCGAGAAGACAGAGAGAAAGCAGGUGGGACCGAACGAUUUCGAGAUCUUGAAGCUUAUUGGCAAGGGAACUUUUGGCCAGGUGUAUCAAGUGAAGAAGAAGGACACACGGCGUAUUUACGCUAUGAAGGUUCUUUCGAAGAAGGUCAUCAUCCAGAAGAAGGAGGUUGCGCAUACCUUGGGUGAGCGUAACAUUCUUGUUCGAACAGCUAUGGCCGCUUCUCCCUUCAUCGUCGGGCUGAAGUUCUCCUUUCAAACACCCACCGACCUUUACUUGGUCACGGACUAUAUGUCCGGCGGCGAGCUAUUCUGGCAUCUCCAGAAAGAAGGACGAUUCCAAGAGGCGCGUGCUAAGUUUUACAUUGCCGAGUUGAUCUUGGCCCUACAGCAUCUUCACGACCACGAUAUCGUGUAUCGUGAUCUUAAGCCGGAGAACAUCCUCCUCGACGCCAAUGGUCAUAUCGCUCUUUGUGAUUUCGGCCUUUCCAAGGCAAACCUCACCCAAAACGAUACCACAAAUACUUUCUGCGGAACGACCGAAUAUCUCGCCCCGGAGGUAUUGCUUGAUGAACAAGGUUAUACCAAGAUGGUCGAUUUCUGGUCUCUUGGAGUCCUUGUUUUCGAAAUGUGCUGCGGCUGGAGUCCUUUCUAUGCCGAAGAUACCCAGCAGAUGUACAAGAACAUCGCCUUUGGCAAGGUCCGUUUCCCUCGUGACGCUUUGAGCACAGAGGGAAGGAACUUCGUGAAGGGCUUGCUCAACCGGAACCCCAAGCACCGUCUUGGCGCCAAGGGCGACGCGAAGGAGCUCAUGGCCCAUCCUUUCUUUGACGAUGUUGACUGGGAGGCACUGGGUCGCAAGGAGGUGAUACCUCCUUUCAAGCCUGUCCUCAAGUCCGAUACGGACACUUCCAAUUUCGACCCCGAAUUCACCAAUGCCCUAGAGAACAACAACUCUCUGAAUGACCGCGCAGCCGCUCUUGCCAACGGGCUGAUGCCUGCGGGGACACCGCUGUCUCCCGGUCUGCAGGCCAAUUUCAAGGGCUUUACCUUUGUGAACGAAAGCUCGAUCGACCACCACUUCAAGAACGAUACUGGCGACCACAUGGUUGAGGAUACCGAGACGUGGCCUCGGGCCCAACAGGUGUCAAGCAACCACAUGGAUCACCGUAUGAGUGGCGUUCAGAGAACUGGUGAAGGCGGCGAGCCCGGGAUCUUCAACGUUGAUGAUAAUUUCGACAUGUGA
This is a messenger RNA of Aspergillus fijiensis CBS 313.89, 2793 nucleotides long. It is a transcript of the gene schA, whose product is annotated as serine/threonine protein kinase SCH9. The transcript has 3 exons. The record is from RefSeq and is a predicted model, not a curated record. Gene Ontology annotation, molecular function: ATP binding; protein serine/threonine kinase activity. Gene Ontology annotation, biological process: protein phosphorylation. NCBI's taxonomy places the organism in Eukaryota, Fungi, Ascomycota, Eurotiomycetes, Eurotiales, Aspergillaceae. Bases 1 to 2793 code for a protein of 930 amino acids.